CGGGCCUGAGUUGGCCUCGAAGCUCCCUACCGUACGGUCGAGAGAGAAACUACCCAGCCUCUGUUGGUAUGGGGUGUACUCCUUGGUAUUCGAGUACUCACUUCCCUAAUUCACGACGUCCACCUCCUCUUUUCCCUCUCCUUGCCUCAAAUGCCGCGUCACAAUUCACACAGCACAACUCUACCACCACAAUAAUCCACACCCAUAUUCACCCACAUCCUGUCGUCGGGCCUACGACGAUGAUCAACACCCUCCUUUGAACCAUUCCACUACCAUCCGUAUUCCAUUCAUACCAACCCCAACACCACAUAUCUGUGUCGCCGCUAUGGUUCACGCACCCGUACCACAAGUCACCGAGCACGAGAACACGAAAACGCCCAGGUAGGACAUCAACUUCAAUCGUUACCGCGGAUACAGCAAUCUGGUAGAGACGACGGUGAGCGAAUAGCUUCAGCGCUGCCAAAUCGAACGACCGAAAGCGAACAAAGCCAUGGCUCCAACUGUGAAAAACGACGCUCUGGGUGACCUGAUAGGCCACAUUCCACAUGGCUGUCCUACACCAUCCAAGUCCACCAUUCAGUGUUGCUGUGGCCGGAAAGAUUGCGCAUAUCUGGAACACAACUCCUCGGCAGUCGAGGAUCUCGAGAGAGAGCUCCAUACGGCAGCCACACUCGGUCAGGUAAACAUUCCUCGUCCAACCCGCUUUGUCUUGUUUGGAAAUUGCUCGUUACCGUUACACCCGCAAGUUGGCAUCGUGAGAUUUAACGAGGUGUUGAAAUCCUUCAAAUGCAGACCAACCUCCUGCCAUGUUUGUCAUAUCCAAAUGUUUUUGAUUCUUGAAGAGACCAUGUGUUGAAUACCAAAAUGUCCAAAUCGCUGACCUUUGCACUGCAGGCGCUGCUUGUGCGCCAUGAGGCGUAUAUGUACGAUGCCGAACGAGACCGCAUGGAGAUGAAUGGGAAAAUCGACCAACUCGAGCAUGAAAAGAAGCUGUUGGAGGAGCAAAAUGCCCGGAGCGCUGAAGAGAACCAACAACUGUCUGAGCAACUAGAGGGACUUAGCACAACACUCUCCGACUCCGAAAUCCACAUCAAGUCUCUCGAGUCAACCCUACAGUCAACACACCAGGAACUUCGACGGCUAGAGGCAUUAGCUUUCCGAACACAAGAUCUGGAGAUUCAGUUGGCAGCAGUGGAGCAGGAACAAGAUCUAUUACAAAAAGCUGUUGCGAAAAGCGAAGCAGAAGAACGAUCUGCCAUUCAGCGAUGGAAGCAGGCCGAGCGGAGACUACACGAAUUGGAGGACCAGCUGGAGAGGAUAGAAUGCGAGGCCCGGGAAGAACGGGAACGACAUGUCGAGGUUAUUGGGCGCAUGGAACGACAACGGGCUGUGGAGAAUGAGUUGGGAAGUGCUGCUGGUAGACUAAAGGCAGCUGCUGCUACUACCGGUAACUCCAAGAAUGGAUCCAAUGUGGUAUCUCACUUUGUUAAGGAUAUCCUUCAAGACAAUGCGAACCUACAACUGGGAAUUAUGGAGCUUCGAGAGAUGCUGUUAAACUCAAAUGAUGAGGUCCAGGCUUUACGGGAACAGUUGUUAUUGCAUCAACCACUCGAAAACAGCGAAGGAGAGAAAACUCCAACCUUGGGUGCCGAGCUUGCCUCAAAGUCACAACCAGCAACUCUCGCUCCACCACCUGAGCUGCAUAUUCAUCACCAUUAUCAUGUACCAAAGAAACAGGAGACUCGAACACCAAAGAAGAAACGACUUUCUCUCAGUGCAUCAAUCUUCACUCCCCCGAGGAAUGGCCAUUCACCAAUAUCACCAAGGAGACCCCGAAAUCGAGACACCGCAAGUACAAUACUUUCUCAGACUUCGGUUACUGUCCCGGCGCCUCGUACUCCAACAAAUCGCUGGUCUAUGCAGUCUGGUGCUAUGUCAGACUUUGCUCCCUCUUCUGUACCCAGCUCCCCACAGUCUGCAUACCGUAGUAGCACUCUCUUUGAUAGAAGCUUCGAUAUAGACUCCUCGCGGCCAACAUCACCUGGAUCAAGUAUUGACCCUAUGUCACCACAAUUUGGUCCAAUGCGUCACCGAAAGAAGCUAUCCGAUGUCUCAACUAGAAGUUUCGGUGGGACGAACUUUCAACCUCAUAAUGUUAUACAUGAAGAGGAUGACGAUGUACAAGCGAUGCCUAGCCUGAACACCCCAAGGGUUCCAUCACUGAAUAUCGAUACCAGCUGUGCUCAAGAUUCACGAGAUGUAAAUUACGAGCAAACACCCAACGAAAACUGGAACGACUCAUUCCGACCUUCCCUCCGACGUACUUCAUCCCAUGAGUCCAUUCUUUCGGUAUCUGGUAUCGAUAUUCAUACCUUGAAAUCUCGUCCUUCACAAUUGGCCAUUGGGUCAAACAACUCGCUUCUACUUCCUCGAACACGACUCAACGACCCGACCUCAAUGGUCUCUGUCAACACAGAAGUUACCGCUCAGCCGACCCUUUCUCGCUUCGGGCAUGAGAGCACAUCAUAUCUUCGCUCAAGCAUUCAGGGGAACAAUUCGGAUGCACGGUCCGUCAGCUCGGGUGGAUCAGUCGAAAGCACCAGCUCUCGAGUUGGUGGGAAGCUAGGAGGAUGGGUAUUUGGACGAUGGGGUGCCACGCCUACGAAAUCCGGACCUUCAGCUCCUGAUCAACAGAGAGCUGUAAGUACUCCGCCUACACAGGAGCCAUUCACGGCAAGAUCUCCGGGAAUCAACCAGAAAGGUCCGAUUCCCGGGCUUGUCAGGAAGGUUUCCAAGGCGCCGAGUAAGGUCCGAUCGAACUCCGUUGAUCGUGAGGCCUUGAAGGAGAUCCUGGAUGAGGUUGCUGGACUUGGUCUUGGGUAGAGGGCCAUCGAUGAUUCUGCUAGAUGAACUUGACAGGGAUGGAUAGGUAAAUAUCACUUUUUUUGGUUGGUAGGAUGAAUGGAGAAUAUUACAUACAUAAUCUUUUCUUUCUUUUUAUCUUUUUUCCUUUGUUUCUCUCUCUCUUUUUUUGUUGGGUGGGAGGAAGGGGGGUUGUACGGAUAGGAUGGGUGGCUAGGUUUAGGAUGGAGUUUUGUUUUCCUUGGAUGGGAUGGGAUGGAUUGCUAUUCUGGUUUUUUCUCCUUCUCUCUUUUUUAUUGUUUUUUGUUUUCUUGACGUCUGCGCGGAUUUGGGAUAUACCCCUUGCUGGAUUGUGGAGUGGUUGAUUAGAUUAGAUUAGAUUGAUGGAUGGAUGGAUGUGAGAUUGGUAUUGGGUUGUUGGAGUGUGGUGUGGUGUGGUGUGUAAAUUGUUAAUGUUGUUAAUAUUGAAGUGAAGCGAGAGCGAAAUGGGAUGGGGAUGGGAUAGGGGUGGGGAUACCUAGCUUAACUUGGGUACUUGGGUACUUGGUAUCGUAGGUACGGUAGGUAUCGUAUAAUAGAAUAGAAUAGAAUAUUUU
Messenger RNA from Hymenoscyphus albidus, 3458 nucleotides. NCBI's taxonomy places the organism in Eukaryota, Fungi, Ascomycota, Leotiomycetes, Helotiales, Helotiaceae. The record is from the annotation of a GenBank genome assembly.